CAACCCCUUCAGCAUAACGUUGACCACAAACAUUAAUCGAAUGUACUGUAUGUCAAUACAAAAUGCAAAAAUUCAAUAUCAUUUUUUCAUCUUUGUUUCCAUUGCAAAGCAUCAUUACUUUCCUAAUAAUAUCUAGACUCCCACGUGAUCAGCAUAAAUAACAAACACGCCUAAGCAUAGUAAAUUACAAAAGCUGGCACGCAUACCACACUAAUACAGAUUUAUUUUAGAAGUUUUAAUAUUGGAACAUUUCCAAUUUUUGUACUUGUGUCCUUCCUCAUUAACACUAGCAAAAAGUAUUCUCAUUGUCUCUGGUAAUUAUUAGGGUGUGCAAUAUAAUAAGAUGCCAGAAUUGACGGUGACAUCGGAAAUAUAUGAGGAGUAUGAUUAUAGAACUAAAAUAUCACCAAGCACUGAAGGAAAUGUGAUAUCAGAGUUCCCAUUCCUGUUGCCGCCAAACCGAAGUAAUGCCAUUUUUGAUGACGAUGAUGACCUGGACAUAGAGAGGCCACAGAAAGAAGUUAUCAGAAUAGAGCAUAGCUCGAAAACUAAAAUAGCGCUGGUUGGCUUGCAAGUAUGGAGGGGCGCAUUCCUACUCGGUGAUUGGUUGAUACAUCUCGGCUUGAAGGGCGAGCUAGCCAAUAGGAGUGUUCUAGAACUUGGUGCGGGCACUGGACUCACAAGCUUUGUUGCUGCUUUGUAUGCUAAGAAGGUCGUAUGUACAGAUAUCGAUGUUGGAGGUAUCUUAGAACUUAUAAAAUUAAAUGCGAAGUACAAUAAGAAGUUUAUAAAGUCUCAGUUCAAAGUGAUGCCUCUGGAUUUCACCGAGACUGCAUGGAGUCCUUCAUUGUUAAGCGAAAUUAAACAAGCAAGCAUUAUUAUAGCUGCUGAUGUAAUUUACGAUGAUGACAUCACAGCGGCUUUUGUGUCAACCAUCCAGAAGAUUCUCAACACAGAACCACCGAAAACUUUAUACAUGGUGUUAGAAAAGCGAUAUGUGUUCACGAUAGAGCACCUCGACUCCGUCGCGCCCUGCUACGAGACAUUCCUCUCUCUGAUCGACAAAGUCAAGACAGAGAACCCACAUUCCACCUGGAAGCUAGAACUACUGCCUCUAGACUUCCCCAAGUAUUUCACAUACGAUCGCGUCAAAGACCUAGUUCUAUGGAAGAUAUCUUCCACGCCUAAUUAAUUAAUCUAAAACAAUUUAGCACAAUUAAAUUCUUAUUUUUGAUGAUAAA
This is a messenger RNA of Helicoverpa zea (corn earworm), 1241 nucleotides long. Its product is annotated as methyltransferase-like protein 22. The coding region runs from base 344 to 1192 and encodes 282 amino acids. Gene Ontology annotation, biological process: protein methylation. The transcript has 6 exons. Gene Ontology annotation, cellular component: nucleus. The record is from RefSeq and is a predicted model, not a curated record. Gene Ontology annotation, molecular function: protein methyltransferase activity. Lineage: Eukaryota; Metazoa; Arthropoda; Insecta; Lepidoptera; Noctuidae.